AUGCUUGCUUUUAUAACCAUGUUUUUCUUUUCUUUGUUCUUUUGUCAUCCUUUUUCAUUUUUCUCUGUUCUUUUUUCCACGAUAUUUUCCUUUUCUUUUUCUUUCCUUUUCCAUUUUUUUCUUUUUCCUCUUUUCUUAAUAAUUUUUUUUAAUUGUUCUCUCUUUUUUCCCUUGCUUUUAUUUAUGGUUUUACUUCCAUUUUCUUUUAUUCUACUUUUCUUUCUGUAUCCUUUAUUUUCUUUACAUUUUUCUUUCAAUCUUUAUUUCUUCCUCAUCUUUGCAUCCAGAUUUAUUGGAAAUAUUUGGUUUCGUGCCCACAAUUUACACUCUUUCGUCACUUUUUUCUUUUUUUCCCUCUUUCGUUUUUCUUUCAGUCUCCAUCUAUCAUUUUAUUCUUUCGUUUUCUUUUUUUUUCUUUUUAUUCUUUCCUUCUUUCUAUUUUGUUUUGUUAUUCCCCAUUGUUUUUGGUAUUUGUCUUUCUAUUCUCCUUUAGUUUCUUCCUUCAACUUCGUGUUUUUCCCAUUUCUUUCUCUUUUUCUUUCCUUCCUUCAUUUAUUUUUUUUCUUUCGUUUCCGUCAUUACAUUUAUUUUGUUCCUUUACUUUCCCACGUUUUUUAA
This is a messenger RNA of Acanthosepion pharaonis, 618 nucleotides long. NCBI's taxonomy places the organism in Eukaryota, Metazoa, Mollusca, Cephalopoda, Sepiida, Sepiidae. The record is from the annotation of a GenBank genome assembly.